Molecule: messenger RNA, 1262 nt
Organism: Dermatophagoides pteronyssinus (European house dust mite)
Lineage: Eukaryota; Metazoa; Arthropoda; Arachnida; Sarcoptiformes; Pyroglyphidae
Biological process (GO): G protein-coupled receptor signaling pathway
Cellular component (GO): plasma membrane; neuron projection
Molecular function (GO): neuropeptide Y receptor activity; neuropeptide binding
Source: RefSeq, a predicted model, not a curated record
AACCGAACCGAACCGAGCAAUUCAAUUGGCACUUGGCAAAAACACCAAAAAAAACCAAAUUGUUCAACAUUCCAUUCAAUGUUGUACGAAUGUUACCGAUAAGUUGGCCAUUUUGGUCAGCAUUAUGUAUAUUGGCACCAUUGAUACAAUAUUCAUGUGUUUAUGUAUCAACAUUUACAAUGACAUUGAUUGCAUUACAUCGAUUAUGGAUGGUAAGACAACGUUCGGCAACAAAUGCAGGGAAAAAUUCCUGGAAAAAAGUAGCAUUAAUGGUAAUGGGUAUUUGGUUAAUUGCAAUAACAUUAUCAAUACCACAUGCAUCAUUUAAUCGUGUAAAAGAAAAACGUUAUUAUGGCCGUUUAUUAUAUCGUUGUCGUAUACAAUAUCCACGUGUAACAUUUAAUUUUCCAUUAAUGAUGACUGUUGAAGUAUUAAUAACACAAUAUUUAUUACCAUUAUCAAUAACAUUAAUUGUUUAUGUUAAAAUUGGUAUUGUAAUUGCAAGACAAGGUGCAUUAAUUUGUAAAUUAAGUGAUGAACGUAAACGUCGUCAAUCUGAAGCAAAACGUCGUCGUAUAUUUAUGUUGGCAUUAGCUGUUGCAACAUUUGCAACUUGUUGGGCACCGAUUAAUCUUUAUGUAUUAUUAGUUGAUAUGGGUGCUGUUGAAUUUCAUCAAGUUGCAUUUAUUAUGUGCCAUUGGUUUGCAAUGUCUUCGGUUUGUUACAAUCCAAUCAUUUAUUGUUGGUUAAAUGAAAAAUUUCGUAAUGGAGCAAAACAAUCAUUACGUACGAUAUUGGAAUUUGCUCAUAUUUCGGCUAAACAUUCAAAUUUAACCAAUAAUAAUAAUAACAGCAGUACAAUUAAUAUUAACAACAAAAUUGAUUUACAACAACAACAACAACAACAACAAUCAAUUUUACAGCAACCAAUUUGUAUACAGAAAAAUAAUAGAACCAUAUCAACAACAAUGGAUAUGAAUCUUGUUGAUGAUGAUGAUGAUGAUGAUAAUAAUAACAACCAAAUUAUACGUAGUAAUGGUAAUGUAAUCAAUAUGAUGAUUACAACAACAGCACCAACUAUAACAACAACAACAACAACAUUAUCAACAUGGGAUCAUACAAAUGUUGAUCAAGAAUUCAAUGACAUUGAUGAUGAUGGACACAAAAAUUUCAAUUUAAAAUUGAAAAAAAUCAACAAUAAUGAUGAUUUAAAUGAUGAAUCAACAACAUCUUCAUCGAAAGAAGAAAAUUUCAUCUUUUAA